Messenger RNA from Peniophora sp. CBMAI 1063, 303 nucleotides. The record is from the annotation of a GenBank genome assembly. NCBI's taxonomy places the organism in Eukaryota, Fungi, Basidiomycota, Agaricomycetes, Russulales, Peniophoraceae.
AUGCGGAUCCAAAAGGCUGAACACGACUUCGACAUCGACGACAAAUGGCAGCUCCAACCAACAUUCGACCUGCCAUUCCCGCGCUCCAGACAACCAGCGCGCAACAGCGACGCGGUCAUUGCUGUACACGCAAACGUGCCAACCUCCACCAAGUUCGGUCCAUCGUUUACUAAGCAAGCUAGCCCGUUCACCGUCCUAUACAUAGUCAACGACAGUAUCAAGGCGAAAUGGUUUACGCACGUGCACCACGCUAUCUUCCAAAACAUCCAGCACGCACCCGUCUCUAUCACCGUCCCUCCAUAG